This is a messenger RNA of Rosa chinensis, 807 nucleotides long. RefSeq names its product dnaJ homolog subfamily B member 13. Gene Ontology annotation, cellular component: cytosol. The coding region runs from base 1 to 807 and encodes 268 amino acids. Gene Ontology annotation, molecular function: protein-folding chaperone binding. The record is from RefSeq and is a predicted model, not a curated record. Lineage: Eukaryota; Viridiplantae; Streptophyta; Magnoliopsida; Rosales; Rosaceae. The transcript is spliced from 2 exons.
AUGUCGUGUCAUAAUCUCACAAGAUGUGGCACACGAUCUGCGAGUCACACCCCUUCACGUUCUCAUCACAAAAGGAAGACUCGGAAAAGCUGUCCGACCUCACCGGAAACCUCCAACUCAUCGGGGAGGAAAAGCUCAACCGACUCAACCAGUACUACGCCUCUCUCAAGAAGUGCACCUCUCUCCAAAAGCGGGCCUCUCUCGAAUUGUGAGAGCCGGAGGAGCACCACCAUCAUGUUUUCGCAGUCAUCCGGGAUGUUGAAACCCCCGGCCAUCGAGAAGCAGCUCGAGUGCACCUUGGAGGAGCUGUGCUUUGGAUGCAACAAGAAGAUGAAGGUUACGAGGGUUGUUGUCAAAGACACCGGGCAAAUGGCACAAGAAGAGGAAUUGGUAACGAUAAAUGUGAAGCCGGGAUGGAAGAAAGGAACGAAGAUUACAUUUGAAGGAUUGGGAAAUGAGAGACCUGGUGCAUACCCAGCCGACAUAAUUUUUGUGAUAGCUGAGAAGAGGCAUCAUUUGUUUGUAAGAGAAGGAGAUGACUUGGAGUUGACAGUAGAAAUCCCAUUGAUACAGGCCCUUACUGGUUGCACAAUUUCAAUUCCUCUUCUGGGUGGAGAAAAUACGACAUUGACAAUUGAAGACAUCAUAUACCCCGGCUACGAAAAGACCAUUCCAGACCAAGGUAUGCCGAUCUCUAAGGUGGAAGGGAAGAGAGGAAAUCUGAAAGUCACGUUCCUGGUUGAGUUCCCUACUUCUCUAACACACGAGCAAAGAUCAGAUGUUCAUACUAUUUUAGAGGAAUGUUAA